This is a messenger RNA of Asparagus officinalis (garden asparagus), 1634 nucleotides long. Its product is annotated as hippocampus abundant transcript-like protein 1. Gene Ontology annotation, cellular component: membrane. Bases 118 to 1473 code for a protein of 451 amino acids. Gene Ontology annotation, biological process: transmembrane transport. Lineage: Eukaryota; Viridiplantae; Streptophyta; Magnoliopsida; Asparagales; Asparagaceae. The record is from RefSeq and is a predicted model, not a curated record. The transcript has 14 exons. Gene Ontology annotation, molecular function: transmembrane transporter activity.
GUUUUUUUCUUCAACAAGAGUGAGAUAGGCGAUCGCUCACAGAAAAUAUAUAAAGGGUUUGAGAGAUAGAGAGAGAUAGAGAGAGAGAGAGGGAUCAAUUUAGAGGAUUUAAAAGAAAUGGGGGUUCUCGAAGAGAUUAGGGUUUUGAGGCCCCUGCUUCAUCUACUGAUUCCUCUCUGCUUUCAUUGGAUGGCGGAUGAGAUGACGGUAACCGUGCUCGUCGAUGUCACCACUGGAGCUCUGUGCCCGGGCGAAAAGUCUUGCCCGGAGGCGAUUUAUCUCAACGGCAUUCAACAGACGGUCGUAGGAGUUUUUAAAAUGGUCGUGCUUCCGAUUUUGGGGCAAAUGGCUGAUGAAUAUGGGCGUAAAUCUUUGCUCCUUGUUACUGUUUCUGCAUCCAUAGCUCCAUUUGCUGUACUUGCACUCGGACGGUCUAGAGAUUUUGUAUACGUGUACUUUGUUUUUCGUACGAUUUCACACAUCGUUAGUCAGGGAAGCGUGUUCUUGAUUUCAGCUGCCUAUGUGGCAGAUGUAGUGGAGGCAAGCAAAAGGGCUACAGCAUUUGGAUGGAUAACUGGGCUUUUUUCUGUGUCGUAUGUGCUAGGAAAUUUAUCGGCACGAUUUCUUCCAGAAAGAUGGAUUUUUGAGAUAUCUGUCAGUUUAUUGAUUAUCUCCGUACUUUACAUGAAAAUAUUUUUGGUGGAGACUGUGGCUAAGGAUGAGGGAACAAAUAAACAUGCUCCAUGUUCAGCUAUGGUUUGCGGAGUUUUACAGAGGCGAUGGAACUCGAUGAAGGAUACUAUUGCUGUGGUCUCUACUAGUAGGACACUUAAACGCAUAUCAUUCGUUUUAUUCUUCUAUAAGUUAGGCAUGACAGGCAUCAGCAGCGUCUUAAUGUACUAUCUGAAAGCAGCUUUUGGAUUUAACAAAAAUCAGUUCUCCGAAAUUCGAAUGAUGGUUGACAUUGGUUCCAUAUUUUCUCAGAUUCUGUUGCUUCCUCUUAUCAAUCCGUAUAUUGGAGAAAGGGGAGUAUUAAGCAUUGCCUUGAUUGCUUCAGUUGCUUAUGGUUUGCUAUAUGGUUUAGCUUGGGCACCAUGGGUACCGUAUCUCAGUGCGUCGCUCGGUGUUGUAUAUAUUCUUGAGAAACCAUCUAGUUAUGCUAUUAUAUCAAAGGCAACAAUUGCAAAUGAUCAGGGUAAAGCACAAGGAUUUCUUGCAGGGGUGCGAUCAAUUGCCAGCUUGUUAUCGCCUCUUCUAAUGAGUCCAUUGACCUCUCUCUUUAUUUCAAGCGAGGCUCCAUUUAACUGCAAAGGUUUCAGCCUAGUGGUUGCAUCUAUCUCCAUGGUGAUAGCUCUGGCCUUCGCUUGGCAGUUAGACCCGGAUAAUGAAACCAAACAGGCCAACUCUGAGAAUGUCCCGACGCCAAUUGAUGAAUCUCUUGAUGCACCACUUCUGGGUCAGGCUAGUGUUUAGUUCUAAUAUGAAAGGAGCAUCCAUGCUAACAGGAUAUAGGAUCAUCAUCAUCAUAUCAGUGCUCUAUGGAUAAUUUUCACAUGUAAAUAUUGUAAUCAUGGCACGUACAUAUGUAAAAAGUUUCUUAUAAUCUGUAUAUAUGUUUUCUGAAAUUCUGAUUA